AUGGCGCUCCCCUUGCACGACGGCUCGCUCGUCGGCGACGGCAGCCAGAUCGGCAUGUUCCCCGUCCUCGCAGAUCAGCAUCUCGAAAAGCAGGCGCGUCUCCUCCGCUCCGCCGCCAACCCGCGCAUGGACCUCGUCCUGCUCGUCCUCAAGGACGCCGUCGCAGCCUCGGCAUCCGCCACGCCAGCUCCACCCCCGGGCAUGUCCGCCGCCCAGUUCGCUCUCGUGCAGCGCAUGCUCGCUGCUCGUCAACGCGGCGCCAACGCAGCCUCGGCACAAGGCGGUGGCGCGAUGGAACCCAAGCGCGGUCCCCAAAUCAACCUCGUCCUCUGGCGCAUGGGAGACGACAGCACCAUCGUUUGGUCCUCUCCACUCUCCCUCGAAAAGCUCAUGGACCCAUCCCCCGCCUCGCCGCUUCAGGAACACGAGGACCUCCUCCUCCACGAUAUCGUCUGGAGCCCAACCGGAGACCGCCUCGCCCUGCUGGCCACUCUCACCAGGUCGCCCCUCGCAUCCUCCUCCACAGCCAAGCCACGCACGUCCACCUUCCUGCGCACAUACUCGGUCCAAGAUGGUACGCUGCUCUCCACCGUCCAACUUCACCUUGCGCAUGCAUCCAGCGCGCCAAUGUCCAUACAGUGGCUCGACGCGGAGUUCGCCGCCGACGGCGAUGCGGUCGAUGGCAGCGCAGAAGCCCUGCUCGCAAAGCUACCCCCACUGCCACAGCUUCCACCCGCAGACACGUUUGCAUCCACCAGCGCAACGGGCAACCUCAUGCCGCACCAACUCAGGAUGAUGCAGAUGGCAGGCAAGAAACCACCGCCCAGCUUUCAGUACCCGUCCCAGCUCGCCUUGCAAGGAAGAGGGCCUCUUUCCGCCAUCCCCGCCCUGGCAAGGUCCAACGCAGACCUCGGACUGCUCGACGGAGCAGACGGAAGCCUCGCUCUCAAUCCACAGAGCGCGCUGCCGUUGACGCCGCAGACUGUCGUCGUUGUCGCGCAGCCCGCGGCCGACAAUGUGCACCUCGUCUUGGACGGCCAAGUGUGCAUCGGCUCCGUCCCUCUCGCUUCACCGAGCGACCAACAGCCCCAGUCGCAGCUCGUCUCGCUCUCUCGUGACAUGAGCCGUCUGGAAGUGCUCUCCACCAGCUUCCGCGCAGCCUUGACCCACGUCCAGAUCAGUCUGCCUCUCCGCGCCACAACACGCUACGCACCCUCGUGCACCCGACGCCGCAUCGCUGCAGUGAGCCGUGCAAGCCACCUCGCGCGCUUCUACCUCGGCUACGCACUCGACACCGCCUCGGCGCUCCAGCAGCUCUACCAAAAGGAGUACGUGCAAAAGGUGACGAGCGAGUGGGCCAAGAACAUCGACGACAUCAGCUCCAAAUUCGGCGGCGACAUGAAGUACGAGCUGAUCAACGUCCUGCUAACGGGUCGUGCCGGUCCCGCUGCGGAGCAGUUCCUGCUGGGCAACUUGACCGAGGGCGUGCUCACGCGGCUCGAGCAGCACACGCAUGCCGCCAUGUAUGCGCUCAAGAAACACGUCGCCGACAGCCUGCGUCCGUCGCUGGAGCGUGCCAUCAUCUGCAUAGACGGUCUGAGAGCAUACACGCGCUUCUUUGAUCGACCUGAUGGCGAGACCGAGCAGACGCUAGCAAAGGUGCUGGAAAUGCUGCAGCGUGUGCUGGCGGCGGCACUGCAGCUGGCGGAUGAAUUAGAUCAAGAGGCGCUCGUAUCGCAAGAGUUCUAUAGGUGGUGCAGGACCGAGCGCGACAGGCAGGAACGCAUCAAGCAGGAUCAGGACGAACCAAGACUGCCCAUCGUCUACGACGUUCACUACGUCGCAAAGUACAUCGACCGCGGAUUCGAGAAUGACGCGAUUGCACAGACGCUUGGUAACAAUGUCGCGCAGGAUGCAACGAGGCCCGUCGAGCACGAGCUCCAUGCACCAAGCUUGGCCGAGGCACUCGAACAGGCCAAAUUGUUCCUCUCCGAUCCUCACACUGCCAGCAUUGAAUCAGAGUCGAACACAUCAGGAGAAGUCCAGACGGUGGCUAUCGUACCAAUGCUCACGACGGCCAUCACGAUGCUGGGCGAACAAAUGGCUCAGCUGCUCGAUGCCGACUUGCAAAAGCCGCUGCUGCACUCGAACUCGAACAGCGUGGCCAGUCAAGCUUCCGCGCUGGUCAUGGAGGAUGUACCUGCAACAUCUUUCGCCUCCAUCGUCGAGCAGCAGCCGGAACGCAUACGCACGGCAUCGUUCUUAUCGACCGAAACGAUGCUUGCCGCCUUCAUUGUUCGCUGCGAUGACACAUCCUCGAUCUUUGUCGUCCGGCGUGACCUGAGUGCAGACGCCGGCAUCCUCACGGCGCACUUUUCCAUUGCCCAGCUCCCCGGCCAAGGCAGUGUGGACAUUGUCGAUGUCGGAUUCUACGGCGACACAGACCUGCUCGUGCUGGCCAGUCUCGAGGCGACCAGCGUCUUGCUAGCCUUUGCACUGCCGCACCUUCCCUUCUCCGCGCAGGCAUCCGAGAUGCAGCAGAUUGCGCCAACGCGGGCGACAGAGUUUGAGCCCGGAUUCAGGGCGAGCUCGAUCGCAGUCAACACGAACAAACAAACCGUGGCUCUCUCAGCUCAGGAUGGCACCAGGAUUGUGUACCUCGAUAUGGCCACCGUCGAGCCUUACGACACUCGCAUGCACGAGCAACAAUGA
Messenger RNA from Moesziomyces aphidis, 2712 nucleotides. NCBI's taxonomy places the organism in Eukaryota, Fungi, Basidiomycota, Ustilaginomycetes, Ustilaginales, Ustilaginaceae. The record is from the annotation of a GenBank genome assembly.